Perognathus longimembris pacificus (Pacific pocket mouse) is the source of this 1234-nucleotide messenger RNA. RefSeq names its product ribonuclease P/MRP subunit p38 (gene Rpp38). The record is from RefSeq and is a predicted model, not a curated record. The transcript has 3 exons. Gene Ontology annotation, cellular component: nucleolar ribonuclease P complex; fibrillar center; ribonuclease MRP complex. Gene Ontology annotation, biological process: tRNA 5'-leader removal. Lineage: Eukaryota; Metazoa; Chordata; Mammalia; Rodentia; Heteromyidae. Gene Ontology annotation, molecular function: ribonuclease P RNA binding; ribonuclease P activity. The coding region runs from base 279 to 1109 and encodes 276 amino acids.
CGACUUUCCUCUUUGGGAGUAGAAUAGUAAAGUACGGGAGUCAGCUUCCACGCCCUGCAUCCGCCACGCCCACCAUUUUUGGAACGUCUGCGCACGCGCCGUGGCGCAUCUGCGGCUCAGGCGCAUGCGCGAGCGGGGCCUGCGCCGAGGCUGGGCAGUGGCGGUGGCUCUGGCUGCCGAACCUUGAGCUCGAGGUGGGCGCGCAGAUUCUAGAGACCAGGGAAGCGCAUUGUUAUCUUGCUGUCCCAUUGCUCCAGAGCUCACAAAUUGUUUUCACGAUGGCGGAGGCUGAGGCCCCGCAGGCUCCCCGGCGGGGAUCUGUCCGCAAGGCGAGGCCUCUGGUGGUGAAGACGUCCCUGAACAACCCAUAUGCCAUCUGCUGGAGCACCCUGCAGAGGGAGGACAUGUACUUCAUCCUGCAGAGCAUCGAGGACAGGUUCGUGUCUGUGGGACUCCAGAAAGUCGAGGACAGGAAGAAAAGGAGGAAGCCGAGCAGAGAAGGCUGCAGCUCGGGGGUGGACAGUGGUGGGCCUGGGAAGGAGAAGCAGCCUGAGGCCGGCCAGCGGGUGUCGGGGUGGUCGCCCCUGCACAUCCGGAGGCAGCUGGCCAUCGGCGUCAACGAGGUCACCAAGGCCCUGGAGAGGGGCGAGCUGCUCCUGGUCCUGGUGUGCAAGUCCGUCAAGCCUGCCAUCAUCACCUCCCACCUGGUCCAGCUGAGCCUAAGCAGAGACGUGCCCGCCUGUCAGGUGCCCCGGCUCAGCGAGAGGCUGGCCCCCGUCCUGGGCUUGAAAUGCCUGCUGGCCUUGGGGUUCAAGAAGAGCACCACCGACUUCGCCGAGCAAGUGGAGGCCAUCCUUCCCAGGGUGCCCCGCCUGUACGUGCCGUGGCUGCUGGACAGGCUCGGGGCCGCUGGAGACAGUGACUCCUCAGAAAGCCACAACGAGGAGAGCCUGGCGGCCUCCUCCCCAGACCCAGGAAAGCGCAAGAGGAAAUCGGAGGGGAGGGAGGCUUCUGGGGUGGCCUUGCAGCCUCUUAAAGUGAAGAAACUCAUUCCCAACCCUAAUAAGAUUAGGAAGCCACCCAAAAAUAAGAAGCCCAUGUCAAAGUAAAUUGUACAUGUAGACCUUGCUAGGAAGCACUCGAACAAUUAGUGUCACAGGAUGUAAUAAAGUGUUAUGUAUUUGUAGGGUGUAAUAAAGUGUUGGUUACAUAUUUGUAGGAUAUAAUAAAACAU